Molecule: messenger RNA, 378 nt
Organism: Paramecium sonneborni
Lineage: Eukaryota; Ciliophora; Oligohymenophorea; Peniculida; Parameciidae
Source: the annotation of a GenBank genome assembly
AUGUCUAUUAUUAUGUAUCCAAACCCUUAUUUAAUUGUUCUAAUUGAGACAUGUAAAAAGAUAAAAAGUAACUUUAUAUAAAUGUUCGUGUUAAAGGCAAUUUUCAAUUCAUUGACUAAAUUUUCUGAUCUAGCUUUAACUAUAUAUAUAAGGCAAAUGCAACAAAGAAAAAAAAUGCAUUAAUAUACAAAUAGUAUAUAAGAUGAUAUGGUUGAACUUUAAAAGUAUAUAUUGGGUCUAGCCAAUAUCAUAAUAAAAUUCAAAUCAGAUGAUGUACUGAAAAGCUUUUUACUAGACAGCAUAUCAAUUUAUGCUAUAUUUUGCAGUUCGUUUAUGACUCCAAAGAGAAUUAUAUUAUCAAAGGUAAACUCCAAAUGA